Messenger RNA from Microsporum canis CBS 113480, 306 nucleotides. RefSeq lists its product as uncharacterized. NCBI's taxonomy places the organism in Eukaryota, Fungi, Ascomycota, Eurotiomycetes, Onygenales, Arthrodermataceae. The transcript is spliced from 2 exons. The coding region runs from base 1 to 306 and encodes 101 amino acids. The record is from RefSeq and is a predicted model, not a curated record.
AUGGAACUCUACGGAGAAUUGGCUAUGAAAGGCUCAAGGAAAUAUCCUUUUGAUCCCUUCAUCUGUUACUGCCCUCUAUUCGAUAAUGGCCGACCGUCUGUUGUUGAGGCAUAUAUCCGUUCUCCACCCUCGCCGCCCACGCUAAAGACUCCCCUCAGACGCGCAGAGUUCGUUCAAGAGACCAGCUUGACCGGAGCUAGUUGGUCUUUCGCCCAGUCCUUUACACGUUGUUCCUCAUCGGGAGAGCGGAAAGAGGGUCAAACUUACUAUAUACAGGUCAUGGAAGUACGGCUGAUGAUGGGUUGA